CUGCCGAGCACCCCUCUCUGCUCUCACCUUCUCUCCCCUUCUCUUGCCUGCCCUCCCAGGGCCCCUCCACACCACACCCAUGGCCUGCUACGACCUCUGCCGCCCCUGCGGACCCACCCCGCUGGCCAACAGCUGCCACGAGCCCUGUGUCAGGCAGUGCCAGGACUCCACCGUCCUCAUCCAGCCCUCCCCCGUCCGCGUCACCUUCAUAGGGCCCAUCAUGACCUCCUUCCCCCAGAGUACCUUCGUUGGAUCCACCGCAGGGGCUGCCCUGGGCACGGAGCUCAACGUCCAGGGACAGCCCAUCUCCGGCGGCUUUGGGGUCGGAGGCUACGGCCUGGGCUAUGGCCGUGGCUUUGGCUACGGCCUGGGAGGCCUGGGCUGCUACGCCAACAGGGGCUGCUACGGCACCUGCUGAGGCCCCAAACAACUGCCCCAACAACAACCACCCAGGACCUGGGAGUCACCAAAUGGAACAGGGAUUCAUCUCCGUGCCCAGGCUCUCCAAUGGGCUCAGCACUUCCAGCUCCUGCUCUCAGGGCUCCAACCAAGGAAGCAGCCAAGGGGCCAGCCUGCGCUGUCUGCAAACAUGGCCUUGAUCGUGGGGCUCUGGCAAAAUCUGCUACAACAAAAAUACCUCGGCUGACGGUUGCCCUAUUGCACCUCACACCAGACCCCUUCCACUGUUUCCUCUUCCCUUUUCACUCUUUUGUCUCAAUAAAGUUCUCCUGCAGCAGAACAU
Pipra filicauda (Wire-tailed manakin) is the source of this 742-nucleotide messenger RNA. RefSeq names its product feather keratin 2-like. The record is from RefSeq and is a predicted model, not a curated record. Gene Ontology annotation, cellular component: intermediate filament. Gene Ontology annotation, molecular function: structural constituent of cytoskeleton. The transcript has a single exon. Bases 80 to 418 code for a protein of 112 amino acids. Lineage: Eukaryota; Metazoa; Chordata; Aves; Passeriformes; Pipridae.